Molecule: messenger RNA, 555 nt
Organism: Acanthosepion pharaonis
Lineage: Eukaryota; Metazoa; Mollusca; Cephalopoda; Sepiida; Sepiidae
Source: the annotation of a GenBank genome assembly
AUGUCAUAUCCUUCUUCGAUAUUUCUCUUCACUUUCGUAUCAGAAUAUUUUCAUAAAUCAUUUUUCCUUCUCUUUUUCCCCACUUUUUUUUUGUGUUACAACGUCGGUGUUUCGACUUUUCUCUACCGAAUUCAAUUACCUUUCUACAUUAUUUAUUUAUUUAUCUAUCUAUCUUAUUUUGUUAUCUAUCUAUCUAUCUAUCUAUCUAUCUAUCUAUCUAUCUACACAGAAUUUUUUUUCAUUUUUUUAUCUAUCUAUCUAUCUAUCUAUCUAUCUAUCUAUCUAUCUAUCUAUCUAUCUAUUCUAUCUAUCUAUCUAUCUAUCUAUCUAUCUAUCUAUCUAUCUAUCUAUCUAUCUAUCUAUCUAUCUAUAAAUGGUGCGUCAUUCAUCGGGUCGGCUGAGCCGGCUCCGUCAAACGAACCCGCUGCACCCGAACGAAAGCUGGCCGUGCGUAGCAGGGGUCGUAUUCGUUCGGGCCUGAAAAUCCAUAGCAGGAGUUUCAGUGUGAAUUUGGACGGACAAGCGAUCCCCAACCACGUGCAUACACACGUGUAG